AUGUCGUUCCUUACCGAGACCAUCACCCGCCGUGUGGCCCUCGCUUCCAGAGUUACAUUGGUGCAGGCACCCCGGCCAUUCAGCACAAGCAGCCGCCUGCAAAAGGUCGUACCAGACGCCGUCAAGGAUACCGUCAAGACGGUAGACCGCAAGGUGUCAGACAAGCUUGUUGACGGCAUCAACAUUACCACCGAGGCCACGCAGAAACUUACUGGAAAGGAGAUCGGAGGCAAAGUUACAGGAAAGGCUGAAGAGAUUCGUGGAGAAGCCAAAGGCAAGGCGGCCGAGCUGAAAGGCGAGGCGAAGGGUGCUGCCAACGAGGCGGCGGGUAAGGCCAAGGGUGCUGCAGAGAAGAUGUAA
Molecule: messenger RNA, 360 nt
Organism: Pseudomassariella vexata
Lineage: Eukaryota; Fungi; Ascomycota; Sordariomycetes; Amphisphaeriales; Pseudomassariaceae
Exons: 2
Coding region: 1-360 (119 amino acids)
Source: RefSeq, a predicted model, not a curated record